AGGGCGUAUGCAGGCAGGCUAGCAGCAGGCUGCUCCUCCUCUGGAGAGCUUGCUCUCCCCUGCUGCACCACUACAGACUGCUACAACCAAAGAUAAAGUGUCUUGAUUUCUACCUCUUUAGUGAGUGUCAAACAUGGAUGGUUUCCAAGCAAUGAUGGCAUUCUUUAUUAACUGGAAAACUACUGUAGGUUACAGUUUUAUGGCGCUGCUGACAAUGGGAGGUGAACGUCUGUUUUCUCUUGUUGCUUUCAGAUGCCCCUGCAGCAAUGAAAACUUCAGGUACGGUUUGGUAUUUCUCUUCUUCCCAGCUUUUGUUUUACUAAUUAUUGGAUAUUUCAUCAAUCGCAAGACCUGGAAACUUUUUACGGGCUGCUGGGUGAAUCCCAGAAAAAUAUUCCCCAGAGGGAAUAUCUGCCAUUUCACUUUAAAUGCUCUGGUAGCGCCAGUGAUGUGGCUUUUUGUGGCUUUGCUCAAUGGGACUUUUUAUGAAUGUGCCAUGAGUGGCGUGAAAAAUCCCGCCUAUUUACGUGCAGUUUGCCUCAGCAAAUCUACAAAGUGCUUUGAAGAGCUACACAAGGUAGCCUGUGACAGAGGCUCCAUGACCUUUCCAGAAAGUGAUGAACUGAAACGAACUCUUCAAGCACAGUCCCAGAUUUUAGGCUGGUGUGUGAUAGCUACCACAGCUCUUCUGUCCCUGCUAACCACUUGCUGCGUCAGCUGCCAGUCGAAAGUCGGCCACCUCCAGCUCCUGUUCUGGAGGGUGUAUGCAGAGAAGGAGAAGGAGCUGGAUCAGAUUUUCCAGCUGUAUGCCACCAAACUGAGCGAGAGAAACCUGCAGUGCCUUUUUGAGAACAAGGAGCCAGAAGAGUUUCCCUUGCCAGAUUUUCAGGAGUGGGAAGCUGCCUCCCAGCUCUACUCUUUCAGCAGUAGCAAACAGCAUUACAGCACAAUUCACAGGCUAGUUGAAGAAGGCCCGAAAGAAAUCAAAGUGGAAAGACAGACAGUUCUAGACUUCGUAGACAGAAGGGAAAUAAAAUAGAUCAAGUAUGUUUUCAGCUUUUUAGUAUCUUGAUAAUAUAGCAUACUUCUAGCUGGUUUCAUGUCUAUGUUUUUUUCACAAUGGCCUCUUUCUUCUUCAUGACAUUCUCUCCCAGUUACAAACUUGCUCCAAAAGGAUGGAAUGAAAUUACUUCCCUACAUCAGUGAAAAGGCUGCAGUCCUCCAUGGCACCCAGGGUUCAUGCUCUACUAACGACACUGGCUCUGGAUCAAGAGCUGACAGCAAAAAGAGAUGAAUACUGACUUCUACAAGAGGGUUUUAACUAUACCCUAUGUAAAAGGCACUAUAGUAUGCUCAUCCUAUGUAAAUGAAGAGGCUAUCAGAAAGCAACACCAUUUAAAAGGUAUGAAUAUAAUAAUAGAUGUGUGUGGCCUUCUGACAGCCCACAAAAAGUAAAGGUUUUGCUUCCAGGUCAUUUCCAAGCCAUUUGCAGGUACAGCAUUGUUUUGACGCAUCAGUGGUCACUCAAGGCAUCUCAGUGUCUGCACCUAGAACACUACAGAUGGUCAUGGUGAACAGCCUUGGUCUUCUAGUCCCUGAGACAUCUACCUGGGACAUGGGGCAGUGACUUCCACUGACAGUGAGGUGCCAGGCAGUUUUUUAGACAAACCUUACAGCCAAAGUGUAGGGUACCAAGAGCUUGAAACUUUUGUGGGUUUGUUAAAAAAGAACAUGCUAUUUUGAAACAUAAUCAGUAGUUGUUAGUGCUUUGCUACAAUAAUGAAAAUGCAUCAAUGAUAUUUUGCCUUCAUAGAGUACUUGGUAUUAUCUUCUCCAGAUAAUUUCUCUUUGUAGAGGUAUAAAGCUCCUGUUCUGAGUGGGUUUUGGACACAGGAUGCAUCCUGUAGAGCUAUGUAACACUGUUUGUACUGGGCCUACAACCAUUGCAUGACAGAGGGCAUGGAAGGAAAUUCCACGUUUUAAGGCAAGAAAAUAUUUUUGCAGCAGGCUGAUUUUCAUUUUUCUGAAUAAAUUAGGAAAUUUGUCUGGAACUGGCAGAGAAUGCAGGUGAGGUGACUGCAUGAUCAGUGCUUCUGCGCUUCACCCCAAGAGCCCUAUGCUUUACUUGGAAUUCAUCACAUGGCUCUCACACAGCUUGUCCAGAGUCUCUGCUGUCUAAAAGGAGAACAAAAUUUCUGCCAAGUUUCUUCCCCUGGGGUGACUGGGCAGGCUUUUAUACAGCAUUUUACUGCCAGUCUCCCCAAGACUGCAAAGAAUCCUAUUUCUGCUCUGCUUGAAUCAGGCUCUUAACAACAAACCAAGGUACUCUGCCCAGCUGUUCUCAUACUCAUUACACUUCCUCAGCAGAAAAAAAUAUCUAUCUGCAUUUACAGACCAUUACUCUUUUAAAAAUAAAUGUCAAGAGCUAAUUCCACUGCAUGCUUAGAAUUUUCUCUCUGUGUUUUGAAGAAUUUGUCAUCUUUGAACAAAGCUUUUAAAGUUUUUUACUCCAGCUGACCCACCAUGCAGCAGACUUCGAACAUGUUAUAUGCCUAAAUGUACCUGCUGCAGCAGAAAGCACAGAGGUAACACUGACAAAAUGAAAGUCACAACAACAGGCAUGUCUGACACCAUGUCUGGCACAUAUGCAUUUUUCUGCCAAGGCUCCUCUCCCAGUAUAGCAACUAUUUAAUUCAAGGGUAUAUGUCCCUCCCUAUUUGUCUGCUUUUCUCUAUCAGAGAUGCCCCAACAUCUACUGCCCAGUCCCAACUCACCUUCUCUCUAUAUGCAAGGGGAGAGACCACUUAACAGGAUGCCCCCCCUGCCUGGGCCAAACUUCCCUUCCCAAAGCUAUCUUUCCACCUCCCUCCUCACUGGUACAACAGAAAACCAAAGCAAGUUGGGAUGCAAAGGGGAGGAUGCUAAGUAGGUCAAUGAGCUGAUCAAGGAAUAUGGGAAACAAGUGGGUUGAUGGAAGGAUGAGGUCUCCACCGUGAUAUAAGAGCUGGGAUCCAGAUGCAAAAGCAUAGCUGGUAGAGGUGGGAAGACAGAGGGUUACCACUUUGGGUGUUUAGCACCCUCUUUUUUUCCUCAGGAGAAAGUUUAAAGCUCUGCACCUGAGUAUUCAGGACCACCUGAAAGAGGAGUGUUUCCCAACCUGGCCUCCUCCUUCACUGUGGAGGGGCCAAACCAAGGUGCAUUAUCCUCUCCUCAUCUUCACCCUGCUUCAUGUUUGCAGGUAACUCAUGUUGAGAGUGUCCCCACCUCUAAGAGCAGCUGCUGAACACUUAGUGCUGCAACAUGUACAUGGCAGGAGCCAAAGUCUCACCCUGACCUUCAUUCCUUAGGGCUGUGUUACUCUAACUGUGUUGUCUUACCAAAAUGUCUGUGACUUAAUGCAAUUGCAUGUGGAUUCUGGUAUGCCACUAUAAAAAACAAAAGCCAGUUUGAGCCUAUGCUUUCAACUGAAGUCUGGUUUUGGCAAAUCUAACCCUGUCCUUCAAGCAGCUAUCUCAAAAGCUGUUUUGUAUCAACAUUGUCCCUGAAAUAAAUUUCAGCAGCUACUAUAGCAGCUCAGAAAGAGGCAAAGACUAUUGUCAACACUAUCCAAAACA
This is a messenger RNA of Athene cunicularia (burrowing owl), 3614 nucleotides long. RefSeq names its product calcium homeostasis modulator family member 5 (gene CALHM5). The record is from RefSeq and is a predicted model, not a curated record. Gene Ontology annotation, molecular function: monoatomic cation channel activity. NCBI's taxonomy places the organism in Eukaryota, Metazoa, Chordata, Aves, Strigiformes, Strigidae.